GCACCGUUUUGGGCAUACAUCCUGGGUGCACUAGGGCUUUUCGUCUACCAGUCUCUGGAUGCCAUUGAUGGGAAGCAAGCCAGAAGAACAAACAGUAGUUCUCCUCUAGGAGAGCUCUUUGAUCAUGGUUGCGACUCUGUUUCCACAGUUUUUGUUGUCCUUGGAUCCUGCAUAGCAAUCCGCCUAGGAACGCAUCCUGACUGGUUAUUUUUCUGUUGUUUUGUGGGGCUGUUCAUGUUCUAUUCUGCUCACUGGCAGACAUAUGUAUCAGGCAUCCUAAGGUUUGGAAAAAUUGAUGUCACUGAAGUUCAGAUUGCCAUAACAAUGCUGCUCUUGGUGUCUGCAUAUGGAGGAACAGCAGUGUGGGACUACAGGGUCCCUUUGGUGGGCUUAGAACUGAAGUUCUUUGCUGUUAUUGGCAUCCUUUGUGGAACUGGACUUUCUUUCUUCAACUACUUCCGUGUCAUCUUUGGAGGAGGGGUUGGAAAGAAUGGAUCUACCAUAGCAGUGGCUCACAUGACAAAAAGUGAAAUCUGCGUUCAGGACACAGCAUUCAUCGGGCCAGGACUCCUGUUUCUAAACCAGUACUUCAACGGCUUCAUUGAUGAAUACAUUGUCCUGUGGAUAGCAAUGUUUAUAUCCUUGUUUGAUAUGCUGAGAUAUGCCACGGGUGUGUGCCUACAGAUUGCUGCUCAUCUUCAUAUCCAUGUCUUCAGAAUUUAAUCUCAUCAAGCUCCUGAACAGGUUCAAAACCAUAAUGACUGAUUAAAUAGGUGGAGGACAAGCGAUGCAGCAGUUAGCGGAAUGCUGGAUGAAGCACAGCCUCUCUGGCUUUGGGAAGACAGAUUAAGCUUUCCAAGAAAACAGUUUGAUGAGGAAUUUCACUGUGUCCCAGACAUCACCAGAUG
Molecule: messenger RNA, 908 nt
Organism: Acanthisitta chloris (rifleman)
Lineage: Eukaryota; Metazoa; Chordata; Aves; Passeriformes; Acanthisittidae
Product: cholinephosphotransferase 1
Exons: 6
Biological process (GO): phosphatidylethanolamine biosynthetic process
Cellular component (GO): endoplasmic reticulum membrane; Golgi apparatus
Molecular function (GO): diacylglycerol cholinephosphotransferase activity; ethanolaminephosphotransferase activity
Source: RefSeq, a predicted model, not a curated record